AUGACCUCCAACACUAGUGCGUCUCCAGUUUGUGGAGACUCCAAAAAAGACAUGAAGUACCUGCUGGUCAGUGGAGGUGUUAUCAGUGGCGUGGGCAAAGGUGUCAUCACCAGCAGCAUUGGGACUCUCCUCAAGUCAGUGGGCCUCAAAGUGACAGCCAUCAAGAUUGAUCCCUAUCUCAACAUCGAUGCUGGGACUUUCUCUCCUUAUGAGCAUGGAGAAGUGUUUGUGCUAGAUGAUGGUGGUGAGGUCGAUCUUGACCUGGGAAACUACGAACGAUUUCUGGAUGUGACCCUCCAUCGGGACAACAAUAUAACCACUGGGAAAAUCUACCAACAUGUCAUCCAGAAAGAGAGAAAAGGAGACUACCUGGGAAAAACUGUGCAGGUGGUACCACACGUAACAGAUGCGAUUCAGGAAUGGGUACAGAGAGUUGCGCGGAUACCUGUGGGAAAAAAUGACGAAACGCCUGACAUCUGUGUAAUAGAGCUUGGCGGUACCAUAGGAGACAUUGAGGGCAUGCCUUUUGUAGAGGCUUUCAGACAGUUCCAGUUCAGAGUAGGGCAUCAGAACUUUACUAACAUUCAUGUCAGUCUGGUUCCACAGCCUAGUUCAACUGGAGAACAGAAAACCAAACCUACUCAAAACAGUGUGCGUCAGUUGCGUGGACUCGGGUUAAGUCCUGAUGUGAUUGUGUGUCGAAGCAAGAACCCUGUCUCAGAUUCUGUGAAAGAAAAAGUUUCUAACUUUUGCCAUGUUCCUCCUGAUCAGGUUCUUGGAGUGCAAGACUGUUCCUCUAUCUAUCGAGUUCCCCUGCUCCUAGAGCAGCAAGGUAUCCUUCAGUUCCUCGUCAAGAGACUGGCCAUCUCUCCUCCUUCACCGCAACCAAAAAUCACUCUACACCAGUGGAAAAACCUUGCAGACAGAUAUGACUCGCACUCAAAGGAAGUCCGUAUUGUGCUGGUGGGCAAGUACACUAAACUCGAGGAUGCCUACACGUCUGUCAUUAAAGCCCUCAAACACGCAUCUCUCCUCUGUAGACAUCGAUUGGUCCUGGCAUGUGUGGAAGCAGACGAUCUUGAAGGAGACUCGCUUCAAAAGAAUCCGCCCAAGUACUUUGAGGCCUGGAAGUUGUUGUCAGAGGCUCAGGGCUUAAUCGUGCCAGGUGGUUUUGGCACACGUGGUACAGAGGGCAUGGUGGUAGCUGCUAAAUUUGCCAGGGAAAGAAAAUUACCGUUUCUUGGUGUGUGUCUGGGAAUGCAGAUUGCAGUGAUAGAGUUUGCUCGUAAUGUUUUGGGCCUGAAAGAUGCCAACUCCACUGAGUUUGAUCCAUCCACCACAAACCCUGUUGUCAUAGAGAUGCCAGAGCACAACCCUGGUCAGAUGGGGGCCACUAUGAGGCUGGGCAAGCGAAAAACACUAUUCAAGACCAAUGACUCUUUACUCAAGAAACUCUACCAGUUCGGUAGCACUUCAGAUUACAAAUUUGUGGAGGAACGACAUAGGCAUCGCUACGAAAUAAACCCCAAUAUGAUCACAGAGAUCGAGAAAAAAGGGAUGAUAUUUGUGGGCCACAGUACUGACAAUAAAAGAAUGGAAAUCAUGGAGCUGAAAGAUCAUCCGUAUUAUGUUGGAGUCCAGUACCAUCCUGAGUACUUAACUCGCCCUAUUACUCCCUCUGCUCCCUACCUGGGACUGAUCCUUGCCUCGAGUGGAAAACUUUCACGCUUCCUGACACGAGGCUGUCAGCUUUCUCCUCAUACUAGCUAUGACUACAAUCCUGAUGAUGAACUUGAUGAUGAGGUGACACAGGCGUUCAGUAGAUUUGGAAAUUUGGGGCUUAAGGAAUCUGAAGCAGAUUCUGUGUUCAUUGAGAAAACGGACUAAAGCACACAGUAACACGAUUGACCCCUAUGACCAUAGCCUGUAUUUUUUGAUUGUAAUUAUUUAUAAUACUUAUGUUUCACCAUUAAAUUUUUUAUUCGUUCAAUGUGGGAAAAAUACGUAUUAACAUGUGAAUGCUGAUUAGGCAAAUUUACCGGGAACAUCAAAUUUGAAAGAGUGUUAUCAGUAGGUGCAAACCAACAGCUGAAAAAGUAGUCAUGAGCACUAGUCCACUAUCGAGGUCGUACCAAGCUGACUGUUUUACUCCUAAGAGAGGUCUGCGCAGGUCUCCUUCGUCCUCUACUCGUACUCGAACUCAGCACUGCACAGAAAACAACGACAUCGAAAAUGAUCCACUACACACACUAUCCGGCAACGAAACUGUGACAUGCACUCCUUCAGAUUCAACCUCGUUUCAAUCUUACCAAGCUGAUUGUUUUACUCCUAUGUGCAGGUCUUCGUUCGCUGCUCAGCACUGCACAGAAAACAAUGACAUCGAAAAUGAUCCAUUACACACACUAUCCAGCAGCAGAACUGUGACAUGCACUCCUUUAAAGUCAGCCUCCUUUCAGUCCUACCAAGCUGACUGUUUUACUCCUAAGAGAGGUCUGCGCAGGUCUCCUACGUCCGUUGCUCAGCACUGCACAGAAAAAACAAACACCGAAAAUGAUCCAUUACACACAUUAUCCGGCAACGAAACUGUGAUAUGCACUCCUUUAAAGUCAGAUUCUGUAACAUCAUUCCACGUAGGAGGUGUUUUGCGUGAGGUUCAGGAUGUAUGCUUCACUCCAAAGCGAUCCCUUCAGCGGUCACCCCCAGCAACCUCUGAGCAGAAGAGCUCUACCAAUGCAUGUGACAGAGAUGUCAAUAUGGGUCCUCCUCCAACUAAUUGGGAGAUACCGCGCACUCCGAUCGAGACCCAGGCAUUGUUGUCCACAUCUGUUCAGUUCCAGCAAUUUCAGGUCCAGCCUUGUCUGAAUAUAAAUAUGAGCACACCCAGGCGAAUAAAGACACCAACACACCCUUUGUCACGAUUCACUAGGGCCGAAUCGCCACGUAGGGAGGUUACGGCAGCUAUAACAUCAACAGCUUCACCUCUUGUCACAGCCACCUUGUCGCCAGGCGUUUCUAAGCUACCUGGGCUCCGGUGUACAGACAAUGAUUUGGCCUACUUAGAACACUUGAAGCAACUCACAGAGCUCAGAGCAAAAGCUGGUGAGCUCAACAAAGCCCCAAAUAAUGUUUCAAAAGAGAAAGAGGUACAAGAGCAUGAGUCCAAGAAUAUCCACAGCGAUGUUGACCGCUUGAGGGGCGAAGUCCAGUCUUCUGUCCAUGGGUUGGUUAGUGAAGAAAAAGGGGACACGGAAAAGGAGAAGUUGCAGUUAGAAGUUGAGCAGUUGAAGAAACUGAACCAAUGCACUGCAGCUAAGCUGGUGAAAACAGAGAAGGAGAGGAAAGGAAAAAUAGUAGAAGUGAACAAAACUGGAGCAAAGGAAAUCGAGACUCUUGAGCUGAGACAGACAACACUAGAAUCAAAGUUAACGACGACUCAAACUAAACGGCAAGAGAUAUCAGCUGAGUAUCAAAAUGCUCAAGAUGAACUGAAGUUGCUGCAGGUGGAGUUGGAAAAGAUGAGUGUGAGUGAGAGGGGAGGAGACUCCACGGAGCAGUUUGAACAGAGCUUGAGGAGUUUAGUUAGACGCUCUAUGUCAAACGACACAACAUUCUCAAGGAAAUGAAGAUAAAUUAUUGAUAACUGUACGAUCCCUGAAUAAAUUUCUUUAGCUAUAGCAAUUUUUGUUUUUAACAGAAAUAUAAUCACAUUGAUAUAAUUAUAUUUUUACGGUGUGCCUAGACUUAGGCUAAGUGCUGGCUUCGAUACAUCCACUCAUA
This is a messenger RNA of Halichondria panicea, 3777 nucleotides long. Its product is annotated as CTP synthase 2-like. Lineage: Eukaryota; Metazoa; Porifera; Demospongiae; Suberitida; Halichondriidae. Gene Ontology annotation, biological process: CTP biosynthetic process; pyrimidine nucleobase biosynthetic process. The record is from RefSeq and is a predicted model, not a curated record. The transcript has 17 exons. The coding region runs from base 1 to 1887 and encodes 628 amino acids. Gene Ontology annotation, molecular function: identical protein binding; CTP synthase activity. Gene Ontology annotation, cellular component: cytoplasm; cytoophidium.